Molecule: messenger RNA, 1203 nt
Organism: Anthostomella pinea
Lineage: Eukaryota; Fungi; Ascomycota; Sordariomycetes; Xylariales; Xylariaceae
Source: the annotation of a GenBank genome assembly
AUGCCACCGUUCAAGGACGUGAACAGUGGAUUACAGCCUGACAUGGACUGGUGGAAGCAGGCCGUUGCUGAUGCAAUCGCUGAGGACCAGGCAAACCAUCAUGGACAACUUCAGCCCUUACAACGGCAAGACAACGGCAAGACUCUCUCCAACGGCUCGGGCUCUCAAGCCGACGCCGGACCCCAAGGUGCACUGGGACUUGCGGGUAAUGGGCUUGCAAUGGCUCCUCCCAACGGACAAGCGGGUGGUGACAUAAGUAAUACGUACACGGCAGACUCUGCCCGCCAGAAGUUGUGGAUGGGCGAGCUUGAUGGACGGAUGGAUGAGGGUUUCACCCAGCGCAGAAACGCCGCCCGUCAAACACCAGCUACUGCACGUCCUUCACAGCCAAGAUGCAUGCAAUUUGAGGACAGUGCUGCCGUCGUCUCUGCCAGCACUUCCUUUGGACCUGCGACCAGCAACUUCCGACCUCGCAGAUUUACCAAGGCAGAUGGUACCACGAUGCUUCGUCAUAACCGGGAGGCGAGGCGCAAGCAACAUGGCUCGGGUCUGCAUGCCGUUCAACCUCACAAGAAGAUGAAGACGGAUGAUACCGAGCCAUCUGAGCAAGCACAUAUCACCAAGGGGAAGCAGCCCAAUUACGGCCUGCUAGACACGAUUAACAGCCCCCAACACAUCAAGGACACCGAAGCAGAUGAUAUCGACGCUCGAGACGUCGCGACAGGCUACUCUGCUCCUGCCCUUCCGUCUACCCAUUCACCCACCUCGAUCGAUCUCGAGGCCAUCGAGCGCAAGAACCGCACCAAGUCACCCAGUUUCGCUUUCAAAGAAGAACGGGAAAAGCUUGAAAUACCGUUCACCUACCCGCAGGACCUCUUCGUCGCCCUGGACAAGGCCUACGCGGUACAACGGCGUAAGCCGCUCGCCACCUCCAUGGGCGAGUGCGAGACCCAUCCGCCUACCAUAUACAUCACCGUCCAAGAGCAGAACUACAAGCGUCCUUCUUUCGAUAUGCAGAUGUGCGUCGUCAACCUCCAACUCGCUAACGAGAGCGCCCUCGACGCGUUCCGCAGGAAGUACGACCCCGAGGCGUUCCCCGGAUUGCAGAACUAUAUCGGGGAGCCGGAGGAUCUGUGGAUAGAGGCACGAGGCGAUGAACAGGAAUUGGGCAAUCUGGCCUGGUGGGUGGAUGAGUACGGAUGA